AUGGCUGACGCUCCUGCCCCCGCUCGCGGCGGAUUCGGUUCUCGUGGAGACCGCGGUGGUGACCGUGGACGUGGUCGCGGACGUGGCCGUGGCCGCCGUGGCGGAAAGUCUGAAGAGAAGGAAUGGCAGCCCGUCACCAAGCUCGGCCGUCUUGUAAAGGCUGGCAAGAUCAAGAGCAUGGAGGAGAUCUACCUCCACUCUCUCCCCAUCAAGGAGUACCAGGUCGUCGACUUCUUCCUUCCCAAGCUGAAGGACGAGGUCAUGAAGAUCAAGCCCGUCCAGAAGCAGACCCGUGCUGGUCAGCGUACCCGCUUCAAGGCUAUCGUCGUCAUCGGUGACUCUGAGGGUCACGUUGGUCUCGGUAUCAAGACCUCCAAGGAAGUCGCGACCGCCAUCCGCGCCGCUAUCAUCAUCGCCAAGCUCUCCGUCGUCCCCAUCCGAAGAGGUUACUGGGGUACCAACCUUGGUGAGCCUCACUCGCUCCCCACUAAGGAGAGCGGAAAGUGCGGUUCCGUCACUGUCCGUCUCAUCCCCGCUCCCCGCGGUACCGGCCUUGUCGCCUCGCCCGCCGUCAAGCGUCUCUUGCAAUUGGCUGGUGUCCAGGAUAUCUACACUGCCUCUUCCGGUUCAACCAAGACUCUUGAGAACACCCUGAAGGCUACCUUCGUUGCCGUCGCCCACACCUACGGCUUCCUUACUCCCAACCUGUGGAAAGAGAACGCUCUCCGCCCCUCACCACUUGAGGAGUACAGCGACAUUCUCCGUGAGGGAAAGAGGUACUAG
Bipolaris victoriae FI3 is the source of this 783-nucleotide messenger RNA. RefSeq lists its product as hypothetical. Gene Ontology annotation, cellular component: ribosome; cytosolic small ribosomal subunit. The record is from RefSeq and is a predicted model, not a curated record. Gene Ontology annotation, molecular function: RNA binding; structural constituent of ribosome. Bases 1 to 783 code for a protein of 260 amino acids. Gene Ontology annotation, biological process: translation. Lineage: Eukaryota; Fungi; Ascomycota; Dothideomycetes; Pleosporales; Pleosporaceae. The transcript is spliced from 3 exons.